Molecule: messenger RNA, 1874 nt
Organism: Porites lobata
Lineage: Eukaryota; Metazoa; Cnidaria; Anthozoa; Scleractinia; Poritidae
Source: the annotation of a GenBank genome assembly
CUAAAUUGUGUUUCUACUUCAGUUGCUUACUUAGAUGGCAUUCUCACCCUUAAGACCUCUACCACCACUUCACAGAGAGCCCAGAGAGUCCAGAUCUCCAGAUACAUUAGAAGCAUUAGCCCUGUUGGCCGUUCCUUAUCCAGGUGAAGCCACCCAGGAAAACCUGCCACCCUGCCACAGUGUGCAAAUCAAGCUCGAAGCAUGUGAAUUUGAAGAGGCGAGACAUGAGAGUAAAAAAGAACACAAAAAGAAAUUUUGGUAGGUCAUGAAAGAAUUCAAGUUGAAUUAGUUUUGUGUUUCCGAACCACGUGUUGGCUCGUUUAGAAACAAACGUUGUAUAGAAUUAUGCUACUAGUUUGCGAUGUUUGAAUUUAUGUUUCGCCAUGUUCGCGCACAGUAGCGUCAAUGUGAAGUAAUGAUGUUGUGUUUUCUUCUUGUAGACAAACGCUGCGUGAUCUUAGAUGUCUUCCUCUCUGCCCCUACACAGAUUGGGUCUUUAACAACGUUGACUGCCAUUGCAAUAUUCGUUUGGGAACUCGUAAGAUUAUUAAUUGACGAUUUCAUGAACUUUAUGAAUUUAUCGCGAAUUUAAUCCUGUCAGAGCAUUAUACAAUUUUCAACAAGUCUACAGAAAUAUUCCGUUUGCCGUGCUUUUAUUGUACCCCAAUAUCACCGAAGAAUAUUUAGCACAAAAUCAGUGACGAGAAGAAAUCAGCAUUGUAAUGAAGGAAUAAAUGAAUUGUAAAAGUUAUUAACAAAGUGAAACGUUAUUGACUUGGGAAAAGGGCAAACAAAGGAGCUAGGAAGAAUGUGCAGUCGAACGUUCGCGGGUUAAUUACCUAAACAAUACCAAGAUGGCGCUUAAUCCCCUGAAUGGAAAACAAGAUGGCCACUUAAUCACUUAAUAGAAAGCAAGAUUUUCACUUAAUCCCUUAAAACCGAAACCAUGCAAGGAAAAAUAUAAAACGAAAACUUGAAGCGGAAGCGAAAAACAAUUAUGAAAGCGUUAGAGAAAGAAAUGUUCGAAUGUAAAACCAAAACGUGCAGUCGUUCAUUCAGUCAAACAAUAUGGAGGGUUAAUUACCCAAACAAUACCAAGAUGGCCGCCUAAGACAGAGAGAAAUAAACGUGACUUGAAGCAACGGAAAUAACGUAAAACGUGGGAAGAAAGUGAACGUGUACCUUAGCACGAUCAAUAAAGCCAUAAAGUCAAAGGCAAGAAAAGAGGAGACAAGAGUAGUUGCGAGCAAUUUAAGAAAUGUCCUCUGUGCUGUGCAGUGUAUUUUGUCAACCCAAAAAAGCCCCAUAAGUGCUACGAUGUCACCUGCAAAAAUUGUGGUGAAUUUGCACAUGUGGCUCACAGGUGUUACAUCCAACCCAUCUUCGAGGAAGAGCCUCAGCAACAAGACGACGAAGAUUUUGAGGACCCCCUACAGUUGCAAUUCGGUGAUGAUGAUGAUGACGAGGAGAAGAAGGGCCCCCCACCCCCACCGCCCACCCUGAAUUUUGCGCACAUCGAAUGUGCCUUAACAAAAGACCAGGCGGUUGAACCCAACCUCAUCUACUGGUCAAGUGAAGAAGAUGAGGACAUUCACCACGCCACUACCAUCAAUGAAUUUUUAGACGCCUGUGAAGCCAUGACGGAAGUAGAAGAUGAUGUGAGGCCUCGAAAAGUCAUUACCUUCUUUCAUAAUCUUCGUGGAUUUGACGGCAACUUCCUUCUCAAAGCCUUGUACGAUCAAGGUCGUGCAGUCGAGAAACCCUUGACCCAGGGGGCUAAAAUCUUAUCUUUUGAAUGUGGAAACCUGAUUUUUAAAGAUAGCUUGAAUUUCUUUGCCAUGCCUUUGGAACGCUUUCCAUCCACCUUCAUUUGA